Messenger RNA from Sphaeroforma arctica JP610, 707 nucleotides. RefSeq lists its product as hypothetical. The transcript has 5 exons. The record is from RefSeq and is a predicted model, not a curated record. The annotation marks the transcript as partial. NCBI's taxonomy places the organism in Eukaryota, Ichthyosporea, Ichthyophonida.
AUGGUGUUUUUCCAACUCGGCAAAGAACAAAACCUCGAGUUAUUGAUGUUUUGGCAACUAGCAGAAGCGUAUAGAAAUAAUCCCUGCGUUGAGUUUUUGGUGGGUGCUGUUGAUGCUUUCCUAAUAACCAACUCCCAAUACGAGGUGAAUCUCGACCAUAGAUACAAGAAACAGGUCCUCGACGUUUAUGACAGAAUGAUUAUUAUAUUAAAGCAAUACGUCGAAACUAAAGCAACGCGGAAUGAGGCGCAGACCUUGUGUACACCUGAUUUGCUGGACAAGCUGCAGUUGGGCAUUUUUGUGCUACUUUACGAAAGCACAUACAAGCGAUCAAUUGCAAUGCUCUCGCCUUGGGGCAAGAAACUGUCAACUCCAAAAUCCGAAGUAUCGAGUGCCAGAACCUCCGAGCCUUUGCGGAGUCGAGAACUGACAGUCCACAGUAACAGUGAACUGGGUAACAUAAGGCCGGAACUUAAGCGACGCGACUCUUUCUUGGAGAAGCUGAAGCGAAGGAAAGGCUCCGGUAAUAAGUCUACCAUGGCAUCAACAGCCAAGUUAACUUCGAAAGGUGAUGAGAGUCCCGAGUUGAUCUCAGAACAGAAGGAGGAAGACGUCACAGUGAGCUGCAGCAAGACCGUUGCUUGUAGCAGUCCGAUACCUUCGUUACGAUUUGUAGGAAAGGGAUCAGGGGGAGACCGAAGCCCCAU